GUGCGGCUGCUGUGGCGCCCUGCGCCCCAGGUACAAAAGGCUGGUUGACAACAUCUUCCCCGAGGAUCCCGAGGAUGGCCUAGUGAAGACCAACAUGGAGAAGCUGACCUUCUAUGCCCUCUCAGCUCCAGAAAAACUGGACCGGAUUGGUGCCUACCUCUCUGAGAGGCUCAUCCGCGACGUGGGUCGUCAUCGAUAUGGGUACGUGUGCAUCGCCAUGGAGGCUCUGGACCAGCUGCUCAUGGCCUGCCACUGCCAGAGCAUCAACCUGUUCGUGGAGAGUUUCCUCAAGAUGGUGGCCAAGCUGCUGGAGUCCGAAAAGCCCAACCUGCAGAUCCUGGGCACCAACUCAUUUGUGAAGUUUGCCAACAUCGAGGAGGACACCCCAUCCUACCAUCGGAGCUAUGACUUCUUUGUGUCCCGCUUCAGUGAAAUGUGCCACUCCAGCCACGACGACUUGGAAAUCAAGACCAAAAUCCGAAUGUCAGGCAUCAAAGGACUGCAAGGGGUGGUGAGGAAGACGGUGAAUGAUGAGCUGCAGGCCAAUAUCUGGGACCCACAGCACAUGGACAAGAUCGUCCCGUCACUGCUUUUCAACCUGCAGCACGUGGAGGAGGCAGAGAGCCGGUCCCCCUCGCCCCUCCAAGCGCCAGAGAAAGAAAAGGAGAACCCGGCAGAGCUGGCUGAGAGGUGCCUUCGGGAACUGCUGGGCCGGGCUGCCUUUGGCAACAUCAAAAACGCCAUCAAGCCUGUUCUCAUCCAUCUGGACAACCAUUCUCUGUGGGAACCCAAGGUGUUCGCCAUCCGUUGCUUUAAAAUCAUCAUGUAUUCAAUUCAGCCGCAGCACUCCCACCUGGUUAUCCAGCAGCUCCUGAGCCACCUGGAUGCCAACAGCCGCAGUGCGGCCACGGUGCGGGCGGGCAUCGUGGAGGUCCUGUCAGAAGCCGCCGUCAUCGCAGCCACCGGCUCCGUGGGGCCCACGGUGCUGGAGAUGUUCAACACCCUGCUGAGGCAGCUACGGCUCAGCAUCGACUACGCCCUCACCGGGAGCUACGACGGGGCCGUCAGCCUGGGCACCAAGAUCAUCAAGGAGCAUGAAGAGCGCAUGUUCCAGGAGGCUGUCAUCAAGACCAUAGGCUCCUUCGCCAGCACGUUGCCCACCUACCAGCGCUCCGAGGUGAUUCUCUUCAUCAUGAGCAAGGUCCCGCUGCCUUCCCUGCAUCACCCCGUGGAGACCGGGAGGACAGGGGAGAACAGGAACCGGCUGACCCAGAUUAUGCUGCUGAAGUCCCUCCUCCAGGUGUCCAUAGGUUUCCAGUGCAACAACAUGAUGUCAGCCCUGCCCAGCAACUUCCUUGACCGCCUUCUGUCCACCGCCCUCAUGGAUGAUGCAGAGAUCCGUCUCUUCGUUCUAGAGAUUCUCAUCAGUUUCAUUGAUCGUCAUGGCAACCGCCACAAGUUCUCUUCCAUCAGUACCCUCAGUGACAUCUCUGUCCUGAAGCUGAAAGUGGACAAGUGCUCCCGGCAGGACACCGUCUUCAUGAAGAAGCACUCCCAGCAGCUCUACAGGCACAUCUACCUGAGCUGUAAGGAGGAAACGAACAUACAGAAGCACUACGAGGCGCUCUACGGCCUGCUGGCUCUCAUCAGCAUUGAGCUGGCCAACGAGGAGGUGGUGGUAGACCUUAUCCGCCUGGUGCUGGCUGUUCAGGACUUGGCCCAGGCCAACGAAGAGAACUUGCCUGUAUACAACCGCUGCGCACUCUACGCGAUGGGCGCCGCCUACCUGAACCUCAUCAGCCAGCUCACGACGGUACCUGCCUUCUGCCAGCACAUCCAUGAGGUGAUAGAGACCAGGAAGAAAGAGGCCCCGUACAUGCUCCCUGAGGACGUGUUUGUGGGGAGGCCCAGGCUGUCUCAGAAUCUGGAUGGAGUGGUGAUUGAGUUCCUCUUCCGCCAAAGCAAGAUCAGUGAAGUCCUGGGGGGCAGCGGCUACAAUUCAGACAGGCUCUGCCUGCCCUAUAUCCCUCAGCUGACAGAUGAGGAUCGCUUGUCCAAGAGGAAGAGCAUUGGAGAAACCAUUUCCCUGCAGGUGGAGGUGGAGUCUAGGAACAGCCCUGAGAAGGAGGAGCGAGUGCCUGCGGAGGAGAUCACCUAUGAGACGUUAAAGAAGGCCAUUGUGGACAGUGUGGCCGUGGAGGAGCAGGAGCGUGAACGGCGGCGGCAGGUGGUGGAGAAGUUCCAGAAGGCGCCCUUCGAGGAGAUUGCAGCGCACUGCGGGGCCCGGGCAUCGCUGCUGCAGAGCAAACUCAAUCAGAUCUUUGAAAUCACCAUCCGGCCCCCGCCGAGCCCGUCAGGAACCAUCACCGCAGCCUAUGGGCAGCCUCAGAACCACUCCAUCCCUGUCUACGAGAUGAAAUUUCCAGAUCUGUGCGUGUACUGAAUUCCAAGAGAUGGAGCUCCUCAGAGGGGUAGGGUGUGAGGGAGGGGCUCACCCUCACACCCCACCCCUACUACGUGCAAAUCUGAGAUCUCAGAAAAGGCCACCUUGGAUGGCAGCACCUUCCCAGCUAAGCAAGGUGGAGCCCCAGGCCCUCCCACUCCCCCCUUGUCUUCCCUGAGGGCAUCGGCCACCUGCCCCUCUAGGGCCAAUAAGCCUCUCACCUGUGCCCUGUAGUUUCCUCCGUGGUGUUGGUGAGGGGCCUAGAAUUGUAGGGGGUCUGAGGUCCUGAGGAGCUCCUAUGUGAUGCAGUAAGUGAAAGGCUCUUACGGUGUGUGGGUGGGAGGGGGCACAGCAGCCAUCCCCUCAGGAGGAAACUGGAUGGGGACACAGCUGGUCAAAGGGAGCUGCAGACAGCAAUCAAGAGGAAGCCCCCAGGGAGAGCUGGAAGCUGGGCGACCGCUCUCCUCCAGAGCAUCCCCUCCCUCUGGUCCCGAGGCCCUCAAAUCUCCAGUGUCUUUUCCACUCUCCUGCUCACCCUGCAGCUGUCUCCUCGUGAUUCUUUCUAUUAUUAAUUAAUUUUGAGCCCUUAUAACAGGAGCUGGGGUAGAGACACCAUGGUGGGGGCAGCAACGGCUGAAACGAAGGGCAGGCGGCUGCUGAUGGAGGGGCUGGCUCUCCCCAGGCUGGGCCUGCCUCCCCGAGGGGAGCAGCAGGCAGAAGUGGGCAGGUCCCUCUGCAGCGUCUUCUCACCCCCUUUUCUCAGAGGGAGCUUGCUUGGCCUUCCCAUGGUUCUCUCCCUUCUGGAUGUUUCUCUGAGUUGAGCUCUCUCUUUGCUGCCUUUCUUUCUGAGGAGCCCAAUGUGUUUCCAUAGCCUCUGGGUUGAGGGAGGGCAGGACCAGAUAAUAUGGUUCUAAGUGACUCAGGAGGAGCAUCUGCAGUGUGGAAGAGGCUCCUGGCCCGGCCUGGCUGGGCUGGGGAUGGAGGGUGGGAAGGGAUGGUAGUGGGGGAGGAGCACUUUGGGACUCAAGGGUGUCAGAAGUCAACCUUUUCGAUGUUUCAUUGGAGGAAAGAAGGAUCCAGCACCUGAUACUGGGAUGAUUUUUUAAUUCUUUGGACAAAUCUGAACCUCAGUGCCAACUGGCAAAGCUCGAGGCCUGGGGAGAGUGGUGGAAACCCCCUUGGGCUCUGUGUUUCCCUGAGUCCGGUCUGUCUGUCUGUGUGCAGAGUAGGAGCCAGGGAGCUGUUUGCUGUGCACUGCACUUCCCCUCUCUCACCCCGCUGCCUCUGACAGGACCUCACCUGGGCCUCCUCCUGGGACAGCGCCCAAUGGCCCAAAAUAAUUCUCCUUUUCCAGUGAAACAUCCAUAACUUUUCUGAGCCAAUAUAACUUACAGUAAGGUGGGAAUGGCCAAAUGAUUCCUCCCUAGAUAAUUUGUUUUUUAAAAAGAGGGAGAGUGAAUAGAUUUCUUGACCCAAAGGAACCCCUUUUAGGGUACAAUUUUAGGUGGUGGGGGCUGGGGUCAGAAGCAGGCUGUUUCUGCUGAGGGGAUGGCAGGCUUUUCAGGACACUGCAGACAGAACUUAAUGGGUGUGAAUGUAUUUGAGAUUUGGAAAUUGUAUUAAUUGUAUUAAUUUGGUUGAGAGCCCGAUGAUCAGCACAGACAGGUGUCUUCUCAAAUUGGGAGAAAUUUAGCAUACGCGUUUCCCACUACAUGUGCAGCUAUCUCCUGGGCAGGGGGCUUUCUGACCCUGCUCUUGUUGUUUCCCCCUUGGUCACUGCCCCCGUGCUCUGGGCCUGCAGCUUCCAGAUGGCCCGCAUGAUUACAGGGCUUGGGGCCCGGCUUCUGCUCCCCUCGUGGCUUUUGGCUAAUGCUCAUUACAAGCAUGAACUAAGACUUCUCCUCACUUUAAUAUCUUUAUUAAGAAACCACAUUUCAAAUAACUGGAAACAAACUUGAAGGUGAAUAACCUUGGGAAGAAACUUCACAGGAAAUCUAAAUCGCGAAUCACAAACACAUCCUUCCUCUCAGGGUCUUCCCCGCUGUGUCCCCUGCUCGGCUUCAAUGAGGAACCCUGCUUCUCCCUCGUGCCUCCUUGACUUCAGGGUCCCUCCCAUGGCAGCUGCACCCUGAGCGCUGAUCUUGUGACCCUGGUUCUGGAAUGUGGGAGGCAGGGCCCUGGGGCCCCUUUCUUGAGCCAGCGCUAGGACCAGAGACCUGCAGGUUCACGCAGACGUCCCUCCCUCCCCCCUCCCUGGGAACGGGGUGCAGAAAAGGGGUGGGCUCCCAUUUUUCAUAUGCUCAGCUCCUUCCUCUUCUGCAUCUGAAGCAGCUUUUUCUUUCCAUCACAACUGCGUAGCAAAGAUGUGUUUCUUUUAGAAAAUUGGCCGUCUUUUUUUGAGUGCCAUCUUCCCAGUUUCAAUUUAAACUGACAGUAGGAUAUUAGGUUGCCCGCUAACAGGAGGUAGAACCUGGAUUCUGGCCAAGUAUGCCUCAGAAUCAGAAAGUUUAAGGUGCAUGCUAACUCAAAUUGACAAGGAGAUGAUAAAUUAGGCAGUCUCCUUCACCCCCACCCUCCACCCCUCCACAAGCCCUGGGAAUGGAUGCAAAGCAAUUUGCUGAGCGCCAGACCUGAGGUCUAGCAUCCAUCACUGCUUCCUACCCUCUGAGCCCCGUAGUGUCUGAUGGCACUGUGUCUUGUGACUGACCCUUUUUGCUACCCUUGUCUGUUGUGACUUUGAGCUAGCAAGCCCACCCCAACAAGCUGCUCCCCAAAGCCGCUGAGGACUCUUGCCUCAUGGGCAAGGGGUAGGUUUGGUUAGCACCCUGCAGACAGAACUUAAUGGGGGUGAAUGUAUUUGAGAUUUGGAAAUUGUAUUAAUUUGGUUGAGUCAUGUCCGCGCAUAAGCAGCAGGUCAGCAGAAAGCACCACUGUGAUCCUGGAGGCUCCUCCUGUUUUCCGCACAGUAGGGUCCCCAGUGCCCUGGGCCUGUUCCCAUUUCCUUCUCUCUGAAAAGGAGAAAUAAGUGAUUUCUCGACUCCUAAAUGCCUCCUCUCCAGAGAAGGAACCCAGGCAGGGCAGGGGAAGAACUGGAAAAGUUCUCAGAUUCUCUCUGUGCAGCCCUCCACCUCAUGCACAGGUCUCAAGGCGUGAGCAGUGAGAAGGUGGUGCUGGGACUGACAACAGUGCUUGAAGAAGCGUGAGGGUCACAUAUGCACUGCCCUUUGCCCUGGGUGUUCUGGGUCCCAGAGAACAUGUUUCAACCAGCCUAAGAAUUAGCAUAGCCUCGGGGUACCUUUAAAUGGCUCCGAGGCCUGACCCCUGGGCUUCUCUGGGGGCCUCUGGGUCACGAUUCCUUCCAGUUGCUAUUUUAUUGUCCCCAGUCCAUCCAACCUGGGGCCAGAGAGUAUCAUGGAGAAGGGAGGCUACUUCUCCCAGUUCCUCCUCGUGACCAUAAGAUGACACGUGGCAAGCUGGGGGCCUGUGGGAGGGGACAGACCUGAGCUGUUAGGCCCAGUAUGAAGUCUGAAGGUGGAUGAGCUCCUCUGGGCAGGCCACGCCCGCUUCCCCCGACCAGUGGACCCCGAAGGCGGUUGUGUUGAAACAAUGCCUCUGCCUGAUGUCUGGGGAGGCAGCUCAGGGCGCUGCAUUCUUCAUCUUACUCACCUUAGGAAUCGUCUGGUUAGAGGGCCCCCUAUCCCAAAUCUGGCCACACCCGAAGACUGGCAAAGGAUGGUCAAGGUGGGCCUGGCCAGCCAGGGAAGUGGGGAGAAGGCACGGGGCAGUGGCCGGGGCUCUGUGGCCUGUUGGGGUGAGAAGGCCGUUUUCUGUGCCUCUUGUCACAAUGGCCAGGUUGGCCAGCACUCUGCUCCUCCAGGAGACCUUAGGGCCCAGUCGUCGUCGGGAACCCCCUCUUGAGCGCUUCCUCCGUGACUGCUGGUUCUGGCCUGUGGGGCGCCCAGCUGUAACCCCACAAAUGCUGCAGCCCAUACACUAUGACCUGUCUGUGUCCAUUUAGGCCUUCAGGACCUGGCUGAGAGUGUGCGUGCACGUGUGUGUAACCCAUAGUUCCUAGUUGACGAUGUAUGUAUAUAACAGCGGACGUAUUUAUAUGGGAGUGCACAAUUAGUGCCUGUGGCAGUUUUCUGUAUUUUAAACUCAUUGAGUCAAGUUAGUUUUAAGGAAGGGGGGAGAGGAGUGGGGGGUGGGGUGUAGGAAGAAGGACUCUUAGCAAGAUCCUUCUUUAGGACUAUUAGCGUGACUUCCCAGUCUUUAUGAUGCCCUUUUCAAAUAAAUGUUAAUGUUGUCACCACC
Miniopterus natalensis is the source of this 6757-nucleotide messenger RNA. The record is from RefSeq and is a predicted model, not a curated record. NCBI's taxonomy places the organism in Eukaryota, Metazoa, Chordata, Mammalia, Chiroptera, Miniopteridae.